AAAACACGUUUUAACCCUUCAUGACUCUCACUACCUACAGACAGAACAAAACGCUGGACAUCCUAAAUCCUGCUGCAUUGAGAGCAAUCGCUAAUCCGGCAAAAGGCAAAGGUUAUCUUGUGAUCGGACAUCUUUAAUGCCAGCUGCCCACUGCUACAAAUUUAUGCGCGCACAUGCCGUUUAAAUGGAGACAGACGUUUUCAGAACAGUUUGAUGGAGCUUUGGAAUAUUUGUUGUUUCUUAAUUUAACAAAAAACUGUGUCUAAGUGCAUAGCUUCCACCUUUCAGACUGAAUAUAUCACCCAAAAGUCCAUGGACAGCUCAGAUGAUGAGUUUUUUGAUGCUCAAGGAUUGCUUACGGGAGAAAAAUUGGAGCUUCAAUUGUAGAUCAUUUCUACAGAGUGUAGAAACUGAGAGCCAUAAAGUGGAAGGCCUGGACAGUACGACAAAGUGCAAGACUCAUGUGCUAAUAUUGGUGGUGCAUGGAGGAAACAUUCUAGACCCAGCCAGUGGUGACCUGCAGACAAAGGAGGCAGACGUAGCCACUUUGUCCUCAGUGCUGGAGAAAGUGGCACAGGCACACUUUAAAACUGCCACACAUCAGAUACUAAUCAAGCUGGUGCCCUGUCCUGCUGUAUGUGCAGAGGCCUUUUCCCUGGUUUCCAAUUUGAACCCUUAUAGCCACGACAAGAGCUGUGUGUCGAGCAGUGUAGACCACCUUCCACUAUCAGCACUCCCACUUUUGGCUGUUGCAUCACCACACUACAAGGAUUCUGUGGCAAGUGUCAUCUCCCGAGUCAAUGAGGUCUACCGCAUCUUCCUACAAUCUCCUGAUGGACAUGGCUUCAGUGGUCAGGUGUGUCUGUUGGGUGACUGUGUGGGUGGCGUGCUAUGUUUUGAUGCACUGUGUUUCAGCAAUAGCCCGCAACAUGACAAGCCAAGACAUAGAGGGAGACACAACAGUUUGGAGAGUCUAAGGGAUAACCCUGGACUUCUGGGUGAGGACGACUGUGGCUUGAGCUCCAGCAAGCGACAAAGCAAAAGCAACAAUGACAUUUCUUGUGCCACUGACAGUCAGCAUCCAUUUUGCAGCAGUCAAGUCCAGGAUAAAACAGACUUAAACUCGAGAGGAAUCAAUCCAAAGUGGAAUCCAGGUCAUUUUGACUUUGAGGUAUCGGAAUGUUUCCUGCUAGGCUGUCCACUUGGACUAGUGUUAGCCCUGAGACGCACCGUUCUUCCUUCGAUCAAAGUGACUCAGCUGCAGCCGGCCUGCUCGCAGAUCUUCAACCUGUUUUACCACUCUGACCCAUCAGCCUCCAGACUGGAGCCCCUCCUGCAUUCUUGCUUUCACCAGUUGCCUCCAUUCCCUGUUUCACGCAACCCGCUAGGGGAUGGCUGCUCAACCCUCAUUGUUGAUGAGAUCCAUAGUCACCCUGAUGUGUUCAUGGAUGAAGGCCCUGCUCCAGGCAGUGCUGCAUUCUCCUCCUGUGAGGACGAAGCAGAGAAAGGAAUGAAGCAGGGGGUGGAUGUUGACAGCAAGCCCUCCGGGUGCAGGGAGAACAAGCUAAGCCUCACUAUUGCCAACAUCUCCAGUAACUGGUGGGGCUCUAAACGACUGGACUAUGCUCUUUAUUGUCCUGAUGUAUUUGCUGCAUUCCCCACUGUGGCUCUGCCUCAACUCUUCCAUGCCUCUUACUGGGAGUCUACUGAUGUGGUGGCCUUUCUGCUCAGACAGGUGAUGCAGUGUGACUGUGUGAAGGCUCAGGAGGCAGACAGCUUUGACCUCACCUGCUUUUCCCCUUCCAGCCCCAGAGAGAGAUGGCUACGAAGACGUACACAUGUUAAGUUAAGGAACAUCACUGCCAACCACAGAGUGAAUGAUAUCAUUGCGACGGAGGAAGGACCACAGACUCUGGUUGGUCGCUUUAUGUACGGUCCUUUGGACAUGGUCACUCUGACAGGGGAGAAGGUGGAUGUGUAUGUGAUGACUGAACCACAUUCAGGACAUUGGGUGCACUUUGACACCAAAAUCACCAGCAGCAGUGGCAGAGUGUCUUACACGAUCCCGGACAGCAAAAAAUUCCCUGUGGGAGUUUAUCCUAUUAAAAUGGUUGUUAGGGGAGACCAGACAAGCGCAGAAGCUUUCAUGACUGUGCUACCACAGGGAAUGGAAUGUGUGGUGUUUAGCAUUGAUGGGUCUUUUGCUGCUAGCGUCUCCAUCAUGGGCAGUGACCCUAAAAUGCGUGCAGGUGCUGUGGAUGUGGUCAGACACUGGAAGGACCUCGGAUAUCUGAUCAUCUACAUCACUGGGCGUCCAGACAUGCAGAAACAGAGAGUGGUGUCUUGGCUUUCCCAGCACAACUUCCCACAGGGCAUGAUCUUUUUCUCAGAGGGUUUAGUGCAUGACCCACUGCGCCAAAAAUCCAUCUUCCUUAGGAAUCUUAUUCAGGAGUGCCACAUUAAUAUCAGAUUGGCCUACGGCUCCAUGAAGGACAUCUCUGUCUACAGCAUGCUGGGUCUCAGCCCCAACCAGAUAUAUAUAGUGGGCAAACCAUCCAAGAAAUACCAAAACCAAUGCCAGUUUCUAAGUGAGGGUUAUGCCAUGCACCUUUCCUCACUGCAGUUUGGCCACCAGGGCCGAUCCCAGAAGACUUCAUCCAUGCGCAUGCUAAUUCGUAAUAGCUCUUUUGGCCUUUCAACAAAACUAGACUUUAAUCCCAAGCGUACACUCCUUAGACGUACAAUGUCUGUGCAGCAGGCUGAGCUACCCAAGACACUGAUUCCUAAAGCAGAGCGCUCCCAAAGUCAGCCUGAGUCUGAUAAAGACCACACGUUUGGAGGAGGAAUAGACCAUAGCAUGUUUGUGCUGGGGAACAUGCACAGAGGCAACACCACCCCCUGACCACAGAUAGAAUAAAGAGAGAAGGAGGGACAAGAGGAGAGAACAAUGACCAGAGACAGGAUACUGCAUGCUGGAAGAAGUGCCACCUGAACCUGUUCCAAGCUGAGUACAAAAGAAAGGCGAGUUCUUGGAAAAUAUUCGAAUGCUAAGAGGAACAGAAAUACCUGCAUCCGGUUUUCUCGCAAAGUAGUGAUCAGUAUCAGAUCCUGGACUGUAGGGCACAUUCCAGUCCUGGACUGAUAGAGCCUCUGUGUAGCUGCAAAGCCUUCGGAGGCCCAAGCCUAAACGACAGCAGAAUACAUAGGAUUUUUAUGAUAAAGUUGCAGAGACUGUCUUUACACCGCCCUUAUCCAGAGUAUGCAGACACCACUUUCAUUUUCAUCAGCCAAUCUCCUUUUUCUUUGUCACAGCACUGUGUUCAAAACAAACUCUUCAUUGUUAACUCACUCUUUUUAUCCUAAAUAAAUUUUUUUUUAUUUCAGAAAAUAUCAUUAUUUAUAUUAUAGAUAUUUAUAUAAUAAUAUGUUUUUUCUGUAUACUUGCAUUGUUAUAUGGUUUUGUAUGACUUGUUGAUCUGUUACAAGACAUAAGCAUGUGUCUCUGCACAUGUAUCAUCAUUCAGGUUUAUUUUAUUUUAAUUCAAUUCAAGUUUAUUUGUAUAGCGCUUUUUACAAUGGGCUUUGUCUCAAAGCAGCUUUACAGAACAUAAACAUAGAACAGAAGGUAAACAUAAAGAGAAAUA
Tachysurus fulvidraco (yellow catfish) is the source of this 3644-nucleotide messenger RNA. Its product is annotated as membrane-associated phosphatidylinositol transfer protein 3-like. The transcript has 23 exons. Lineage: Eukaryota; Metazoa; Chordata; Actinopteri; Siluriformes; Bagridae. Bases 326 to 2902 code for a protein of 858 amino acids. Gene Ontology annotation, biological process: phospholipid transport. The record is from RefSeq and is a predicted model, not a curated record. Gene Ontology annotation, cellular component: cytoplasm. Gene Ontology annotation, molecular function: metal ion binding; phosphatidylcholine binding; phosphatidylinositol transfer activity.